AAGAGAAGAAAUCUAAGCAAAGGCAAGGCACAGCAUCGUCUCCAGCGGAGUCAAACACAAAGACAAGUCGAGAUCCGGCGGCCGGUGGCGUCCUCCUCCCUCUCCCUCCUCCCCAACCAACGGCGCUGAUCCCCUCCGCCAUCUCCGUCCAUCUCCGCCUAAAAAAACUAAGCGAUGUCGGAGGGGUUCGACGGGACGGAGAACGGCGGCGGCGGCGGCGGAGGCGGAGUAGGGAAGGAGCAGGACCGGUUCCUGCCGAUCGCCAACAUCGGCCGCAUCAUGCGCCGGGCCGUGCCGGAGAACGGCAAGAUCGCCAAGGACUCCAAGGAGUCCGUCCAGGAGUGCGUCUCCGAGUUCAUCAGCUUCAUCACCAGCGAAGCAAGCGACAAGUGCCUCAAGGAGAAGCGCAAGACCAUCAAUGGGGACGACCUGAUCUGGUCAAUGGGCACGCUCGGAUUCGAGGACUAUGUCGAGCCUCUCAAGCUCUACCUCAGGCUCUACCGGGAGACGGAGGGUGACACAAAGGGUUCAAGAGCUUCUGAACUGCCAGUAAAGAAAGAUGUUGUACUUAAUGGAGAUCCUGGAUCAUCGUUUGAAGGCAUGUAGGACGAGGAGUGUGAUAGCAUCUAGGAAGGAGAACCAUCGUUUUUAGGGAAAGAACGCUCCAGCAUCCUGUUAUGUUGUAAGCAGGAUGCUUCUAAAGUUCCAAUACCUUGUUACCACGAAUGUUAGUCGUCGUUCUUUUUGAAAUGUUCUUGUGUUAGCCAGGAUGUCCAAAUUUGUUGUAGGUUCUAGUUCAGUCGUGUGUUGUGUGGUUGUGUCUAACCAUAUUUGGCCGUUUCCGGCUGUCCUGCAUAUGCUAAAUUCAGAGGGGUAAAGAGAUCUAAGAGAAACUUUUCUAAACUCUUACGCAAGCAGGUGUGAUGCUGACACAAGUUUAUGCAAAGUUGGGUUUCAAAUUCAA
Molecule: messenger RNA, 964 nt
Organism: Oryza sativa Japonica Group (Japanese rice)
Lineage: Eukaryota; Viridiplantae; Streptophyta; Magnoliopsida; Poales; Poaceae
Source: RefSeq, a predicted model, not a curated record